Peromyscus eremicus (cactus mouse) is the source of this 443-nucleotide messenger RNA. RefSeq names its product fibroblast growth factor receptor 3-like. The transcript has 3 exons. Lineage: Eukaryota; Metazoa; Chordata; Mammalia; Rodentia; Cricetidae. The record is from RefSeq and is a predicted model, not a curated record. Bases 1 to 429 code for a protein of 142 amino acids.
AUGUGCAUCCCUUCCGAAGCUGCGAGCUCGGUCGAAGAGGAUGACCUUCCCAGAAUAGAGGAGGACCGGUCUUCGGUCAAAGGAUUGAUUCCACUACCAUCUCCAGUCACUGGAGCCCUGGCCUGCUUGCCAGUGCUGUGCAUAGUGGUUGGGGCCAGAGCUGCCUCCCGGCCUCCUAGCACAGAGCUUGUGAGGGGAGAAACAGAGGUCCCAGAGCCUGAGCCUCUCCAGCAGGAGCAGGUGGCCUUUGGCAGUGGGGACACCCUGGAGCUGAUCUGCUCUCUGCCUGGAGGAGCCUCCACAGGCUGCACUGUCUGGUCUAAGGAUGGCACAAGGCUGGCAGCCUCCCACCGCAUCCUAUUGGGGCCCCAGAGGCUACGAAUGCUGAAUGCCUCCAGUGAGGAUGCGGGGGUCUACAUCUGUCAUUAGCAGCUCACUCGGGG